AUGGAACUCUGGUAUUCUUUAGUGGUAGCCACGUAUAUUUCAUUGGCGGCUGAACCUGUAAAUGCACUAUUUCAUUGUAAGCCAAGGUUUGAUGGAAAGUCAUUCGAUUUAAGUGAACUGAGCGGGCCUCGCAGUGUUUCAUAUUCACACAAUACUCCACCUUCUCUUACAAACACGACUUGGUAUAUCGACCCUUGUAAUGAACUAGAUAUCAAGAAACUCCCCGAAAAUACUUGUCCCAAAGGAAGUCAGAUAUGUGGAGUUCAGACCCUGACAAUUCCCAAAGAUGAUCUCACUGUUGUUAGCCAGGUUAUUCCUGUCACUGGAGACUUCGACGGUUUAGAAUCUGGGGCACAAUACUCUAAAAUUGAUGGAAAUCGUGGAGUUAGUGUGUCGCUUUCGGGUGGAUCUUGGGGAGACUCUAAAGAUUUGAAAGCGGAUAUCGACUUUUAUUGUGUUGAUAAUGAUUCUAAUGAUAAAGAUAAGCUGGAGUUUGUGUCGUGGGAUGAUAAGACUCUAAAGCUCAAAUGGUCGUCUCCAAAAGCUUGUCCUUUAAGUGACGACGGAGGAGAUAAAGACAAGAAUAAAGAUGGGAAUAAUGAUGAUAAGGAUAAGGACGGUAAUGAUGAUAAAGAUAAAGGCGGUGAUAAGGAUGGUCAUGACGAUAAGGAUAAAGGUGGAAAUGAUGACAAUAGAGAGGAUACUUCUGGACAGAGUUGGGGUUGGUUUACUUGGCUGUUUAUUCUCAUUGUAUUAGGCUUUUCUGCCUACGUGGUGGGGAGUGCUUGGAUUAAUUAUAACAGAUAUGGUCUAUCUGGAGUAGAACUUCUGCCACAUUCUGAUGCAGUUCGGGAUAUCCCUUAUCUUGUGCGGGAUUUUGCCAAAAAGAUUGCGAAUACUUUUGCAGGAGGCACUUCUCGGGGCGGAUACAGCGCUGUCUAG
Messenger RNA from Sugiyamaella lignohabitans, 942 nucleotides. It is a transcript of the gene ATG27, whose product is annotated as Atg27p. Bases 1 to 942 code for a protein of 313 amino acids. NCBI's taxonomy places the organism in Eukaryota, Fungi, Ascomycota, Dipodascomycetes, Dipodascales, Trichomonascaceae. The transcript has a single exon. The record is from RefSeq and is a predicted model, not a curated record.